GAGGAAGUGCUUCAGUGGAUUGCAUGCAAUGGGAUUGCGGGCUGUGUUCCCAGUGGUUUUUGUGUGCUGAGAAAAGGGCUAUUUCCCCUUGUCAGGAAGAAUUUCCUUGAGUUCGCAGUGUGAAAAGUGCGUGUUUUGUGACACAGAAGCGAUUCAGUGACUCCUGUUUUCGGCCAGGCUCGCCUGGCUUAAUCUGCAAAACCGCAGGACAAAUCAAUACGGUGUGUGUGAAAGCCAGUGUUGAGGAAUUUUCAUCAAUAUCGCAUUUUGGUGGGGUGAUUCGUGAGCAGAAGGACAGCGCGGAAAGGAUGGAAAAGGAAUCAACACAGUCACGAAUACCACGGAUAAAUGGCCUGUCUGCCAGAAGUGCGCUUCCGGUGAGCCUGGGCGGUGGCAAGAUACCAUCCAAGUUGGGCAAAUUCGCUCCGAAUCUGCUCAGAGGAGCGCCAGCGAGUCGCCUGCGGCCGGGAGUGCUCAAUCUUGCGCCCACAAUUGGCGGGCGGAGCCUCAAGACGACAUUUGAGGUGCCGAAAUCAUGCUCAAAUGAGAACAUCAACGCUAAAAGGACUCCAGCGCUCGCCAUGGAGGAGGAAUGCGAGAUGCUGGUGGAUGAGACGAUAAGUCUGGUGGGCAGUACAGAUCACUUGGCGCUGCAGGACGAUGAACUGGCCCUGGAUGCGACAAUCUCGAGGAAUCGAGGCAUUCUCACACCCGAAGACUGUGAUAAGCAAAUCUUUCACUCAACCUUCGACGUCAGCCACCACGCGAGGCAGAAUUCCACGCCGAGGAGUGAAGAGGCGCCUCAUCUCACCUUCAACAUGAGCAGUAUUGGGGAUCAGGGUGGUGAUAAUCCACUGCAACUCACGUACGAUGUCUGCAAUGCGACGAAGAGUCCGGCAGUGAGUGCGGAAAACCUUCUCGGAUUGUCUGUGACUGAGGGAAGACCCGCAAAUGACCAGAGAACUUUUACAAAGCUGACGAAUGUGACAAAUGCGCUUAUGCAGAGCCCAAAGGAUCCGGAUAAGACGCUUGUGGAUGCCAGUGACGAGCUUAAGGCGAAGCCACGCUUCUCCUUUGGCCUGGAUCUCACGGAUUGUACACUGGAUUGCUCCAUUGAGCUGUGUGACAUUUCGCUUGCUUCCUCGGGGAAGGCCACCAAGUCACCAGUGACGUCUUUGCAUAAGCAAAAUUCCUUCGAGAUGGACGAAAGUUUGGGUAUUUUGACGCCCGACCAGAUGAAGGAGUUUCUUGACUCGAACAAUCUUGAAUUGCCUCUGGCGCAAGUGAAUUCCCUGUCAGUUGAGCAUAAGCUGUCAAUGCACCAGUGCAGAGUGGAUCAGACGCCUUCGCCUGAGGAGCUGCCCCUUGAUCCGGUGGCCGUGAAAACGGAUACGGCAGAUGUGAUGGUGCAGCAGAGUCAACAGCAACCGCCGGGACAAUAUCAGGAGGUUUCACAGACAGAUUCAGAUCCGAAGACAGAUCAGAUGACCAAGUCUGUCGCCUCGAAGGUCUCGGUGAGUUUCAUCACCAGUGUGACGAGCAUUACGAGCCUGGACACGGGAUAUCAGGGCGAUGGUGAGAUGUCCAGACCGGCUAGCCGCGGGGCUGAUCACUCCCCGUCCAAUGGACCACGAGCAAAGGCUGCAGCGGCGCCCAACGUGCAGGCAUUCAACGCUCCUGUUCCGCGGAGGCAGGAUCCCAUGACGGAUUCGGACUUCUUCACCGAGAGCGAUGCUGACGACAUCUUCCAUCAUCAGCGCGGCGGCGACAGGAGGGCGCAAGUGAUCGAUGGCCAGCUGUAUGGGCCGUCCAUGCAAGCUGCCAAUGUGUACAUCAAUCAGCCUCAGCAGGGCGAUGAUUCUUGCAUGGAAUCCAGCGGAAUCUUCACGGAUGUGGACAACAGAGCAGAUGAGGAUUUCACUCAUCGCCUGGCUGAGAAUGACAUGUCUCCGGAUGGAUCCACAGACACUCUGCAGAGCAAUGGGAGCACAGAGUGUGGCAGCCAGAAGAAGGCGAGUGCCAGCCAAUCGCCGGCCUCCUUGACUCCUAGCCAGCCUUCGCAAGUCCUCCAGUCGUCGCCGGGCGUUCAGGCGGCCUCCGUGGACGUGACCACGGAUAAGGCGGCCGAUGAUGCAGUGGAAGCUAUCGCUGAGUGUCGUGGGCCACAGAAAUCGGCGAACCCGGGCGAUACGGCGACUGAUAAGAGCUCAAUCGCCAGUCAGCGAACAGUGAAGAAAGUGAGUCCCAAUAGAAAGCACGCCAAGAGUGAGGUGAGCACCGGUAAGACCAUCAAGCGCUCCAACACCACGGGCAGUCAGCGCAGUGCCCACGACAGUGACAUGGAGAAUCAGGAGAACAAGGUGCCGAAGAAGAUCAGGCCGCCUAACAAGUGGGACGGCGUGAUGAACAAGAUUGCCGAGGGAAAGACAACUGGGAAGACAAAGCUGAACAUCAGUGAAGUGAAGUCAAAAGUGCUUAGUGGACUGUCGCGAGGAUCGAGUAAGAUUUCGGCCACGGGCAGCAGCACAGAGCAGAAUUCGCCAAAGAGAUUGACAAUUGCUGCCAAGCGGGGACGGACUUACAGCAAAGACAGCCAGCAGAGUUCACAGAGUGACUUGAGUGUUUCCGGAGGUGGUUGUUCGCCGAAACUGCAACCCAAGUCUUCUAUCUUAUCACGUACUGCAAAAAAGCGCGAUGUUCGCACAAUCACAGCAUCACCCAGUGAUCUUGGACCACCAAAUAAGACAACGGGCAACAAUGCAAAUGCCAAGAAUGCCAGAGUCAACAACAAUGCACCACAGAAACGAUCACCACCGGUUGUGGCGCAACAGUCACAUCCUGCCGCGAUGCCUGACGCCGGGAAAGGAUCUCCGCCGGCAAAGCGAAUGGUCCAGAGGCGGCAGAUUACAGUGCAGCCACAGACUCAGGCCAAGUUACCUCUCAAAGAUCACAAUCGAUUGGCGGGAGUCGUUCCACUGGCCACAAAAACCGUCGCGGGCAGCGUAAAUCAGCAGAAAGUGGCCAAGCAGGCAUCGACUGGUGUCACGAAGAAUGGCUCAAUUGUGGCGCCGAUCGCUGAGAACGGCUUCGCCGGAAGUCACCAGACGCAGCUGCUGGCCAAGGCGCCCAGGAGCAAUGGUGUCUUGCCAGAGAGAGUGGCUCAGUGCCGAGAUCUCGCACACGCCAAUCGCGGUCUCGAGGCGCUGGGCGUUGUCAUCCAGUAUCUGGUGCACAGUCUGGAUGCCUUCUCCAUGCCAACGCUGAAGCAGAAUCACGAGAGAACGACGAGAAAAUUACUCGAGACGAGAUUGGCACUCGAUGAGACACGCACGAUGUGUCAGGAGCUGCAGACGAGGCUGGCGGAGCAGGAGUCACGCGAAGUUCAGCUGAGGAAUGAUCAUCUCAGUGAAAAGGAACAGAUGGAAACCCGCCUGAUGGAAAUGGAGACGCGCUUUCGCUCGUUCGUCGCCGAGUCGGAGGAUCGCUUGGCGCUGCGCGAGUCUGAGCUGAAGGAGUCCAAGUUGCGCGAGACGGAUCUCGUGCAGCGCCUGAGCGAGCUGGCGGCCACGGAGAAUGCGCUGCGGGACAAGGUGGUGGCCAGCGAGGAGGAGUUCGGCGAGAAGCUGCGCCUGGCGGCGAUGCGGGAGCGCGAACUGCAGGAGCGGAGUGUCCAGCUGCAGCGACAGGUGGACGAGACCAAAGCCAAAAAUGAGGCACGAGGGCGAGAGCUGGAGGAGAAGGUGAACCUGCUGCAGGACGAAGUGUCAGUGCUGCGGCACACGAGAGCCACCACCAAUGGACCCAUGUCGCCCACGCGCCAGCGGACCACGAGUUCCGGCAACACGCAGAUCCUGCAGGACGAGGUGGAGAGCCUGCGGUGCGUGCUGGAGCUGAAGCAGAGUGAAAUCUCGGAGCUGAGGAAGCACAAUCAGGAGCUGCAGCGCGCAUCCGAUGAGCUGUCCGGCACGAUGAUUAAGCUCUCAGCCUCCGAGAGUCGCGUUGAGGAUCUGCAGGUGCAACUCGAGGCGAAAGUCAAUGAGGAGAAGGAUCUGCUGGCGAAGAACAAGAUGCUGAGUGAAUCUUACAGUCACGAGCUGAAGAAUUGCAGCCGACUGGUGCUGCACAAUGAGGAGCUGCAGUGGAAGCUGAAGCAGAACAGUGAGAAGUUCGCGCGCACCAUUACUGAACUCUCCAAGAGUUAUCACGAGGGCUCCUCGUCCGUGCUCAACUCAUCGCGUCGCGAGUCAACACGCACGAACGGCGACGGCAGGCUGCUGGAGUGCUUCGAGAUGGAGGACGUGUCGCCGCCCACGUCACCUGUGAUGCGAGGCAUCGUGGAGAAGUCGGACUCUGUGUCUUGGGUGCUGGAGAUGGAGGAUGAAUCUGCGGAGGCGCUGGCUUCGCGCGUGGUCAGGCGCGCUGGGUCCUUCCGGGCGCCGUCCGUGGAGAAGGCGGUGAAGCGGCCCAAGUGUGCGGCGGCACUCAGUCAGUCUGCCAGCGCAGCAUCGAUUCUCCAUCAGCAGCACGACACGCCGCGCAUCAGGAGUCAAUCUGUGAGUCACAAGGCGUCCGUGGGACGCAAUCUGGCCAGAUCCAACAGCGUGCAGACGCCGUGCUCGUCGCGCGAGUGGCGAGAGCCCAACAGCACUUCGACGCCGAGGAAGGGCGCAUCGCCGCCCAAGGAGACCAACCAUCGCAGCGGCGGCGGCGGGAAGAAGAGGAGCAAUCUCAUCACCUGCGACUCCUCGGCGCUGACGCCGCGAUCGGAGCGAGCGAGACUGCUGCCCAGUCACUCGUCCAUUAACGAUCUGCAGAAUCUGCACCCCAAAGAGUCCGCCGGCGAGGCCAUGGUCUCGGGCUCCAACAGCGACGACGAGGCGUCGUCCGUGGACUCCUCCUCGGCCGCCUCGUCGAGCUGCGGCGAGGAGAGCAGCAGCAAUUCGGCGUCGCCCAUGAAUCGGCGCCUUCGCCUGGGCGACUUCGUGAUGCAGAAGAUUGUGGCGAGUCUCGGCCAGGAGGCGGAGGGCGCGACGCCCAUGGAGGUGACUUGGUCAGAGGAUGGGGAGCAGUAUCCGUCGGAGUCGGUUGUUUGACAGGAUGACAGCUUCUAGGCUCGAGAGGCGCCGCCGUGAGUCUGAGCAGCUUCUCUCAAGCGUCGAUUUCUCAUAAUUUGCGCGCGCUUUCUUCUCGAAUGUUGGCGCAAAACCCGCGACACUGCAUGAAUCCGUGUUGUACAAUUGAAUUUUGACUAUGAAAUAUAUUGCAGGCAACGCAGUUGCAUAGGAAUUUGUCAUUCAACCCUUGCUCAUUGGACAGAGAACCGCGCAGUUGUUGAAUAGAAACUAACAAAGAGAGCAUGAGAAAUAGUCCACAAAAGUGUGAAAAAAAUGUAUGUGAGAUAUUAAGUAUAUAAUUUCCACAGUUAAGAGAUACCGAAGGAGAAGAGAAUCAUAAUCAAAUUUGUUGAAUUGUUUUUGUCAUUGUUUUUGCUCUGGAUUUAAUUUCUUGAGAAGAUUUAUGAAAAAAAAAUCCUUUUUACUCUUAAGCUACACUCAUGAGAUAAUCUAUUUGCAAGAAAAGAUAGUACGUGUUUAAGAUGAGAGCGAGAGAGAGAGAGAGAGAAAUGGAAAGAAAUAAUAUAUAUGAAGUCUUUUGAAUGCAUUUGUUGUGAAGGAAUGAAGAUGAAGAAAAAAAAACUGAAUAAGAAAUCUAUUAAUUAUUUGUAACUGUCACUAAGAAUGAGAUAAAAUCUAAUGAAAUUACUAUGAAUGUAAACUAGUUUGAUUGAGAGAUAAAUUAAAAAGAAACAGUUGAAAUAUUCCAUGAAAAAAAUAUCAAA
Molecule: messenger RNA, 5839 nt
Organism: Phlebotomus argentipes
Lineage: Eukaryota; Metazoa; Arthropoda; Insecta; Diptera; Psychodidae
Gene: toc
Exons: 9
Coding region: 309-5093 (1594 amino acids)
Cellular component (GO): nucleus; cytoplasm
Molecular function (GO): microtubule binding
Source: RefSeq, a predicted model, not a curated record